AUGAAGACCAUACUUGCUGUUGCUUUCCUCGUCGCUGUUAUCGUGGCUGAACCGCCGCCGGCACCGUCUCACAGUUACCUCCCACCACCUUCUGGAAACCAGGGCGGACCUUACCAGGGUACUGGACCGCAACUGGUAUCCGCCAGAGGUCAAGAAGAACAUAACCCUCACAGCCAUCAUCAGGGCAAUGGAUUUGCCAGAAGUAGUCCCCAUGGACACGCUCAAGGCAGAUUCUCAAACAACGGAGACCAAGGUUACGACCGGAAUGCGGCUCCGUUUGGCAGGAACUCACUUGAUGAUGCCAAUCCAGAACCCGCAAACUACAACUUUGGAUACAUGGUGAAUGAUCACCAAGAGGGUACUGAUUUUGGGCACCAUGAAGAGAGACAGGAGGAGAAAGCUAUGGGAGAGUACCAUGUUGUGUUACCUGAUGGGAGAAAGCAGACUGUAAGCUACGAAGCAGAUGAGCGUGGUUUCAAGCCCCAAAUCUCGUACGAGGACGGCGAAUCAGAUUCAUUCGGCCGCUCCAAUGGCUACGAUUCCAACGCCAACAAUGUCCGCAGCAAUGGCGGCAAUCACCAUGGCAACGGGCGACAUGGUUUCUGA
Messenger RNA from Achroia grisella, 606 nucleotides. Its product is annotated as pro-resilin-like. The coding region runs from base 1 to 606 and encodes 201 amino acids. The transcript has 6 exons. Gene Ontology annotation, cellular component: extracellular matrix. NCBI's taxonomy places the organism in Eukaryota, Metazoa, Arthropoda, Insecta, Lepidoptera, Pyralidae. The record is from RefSeq and is a predicted model, not a curated record.